Molecule: messenger RNA, 3666 nt
Organism: Pelmatolapia mariae (spotted tilapia)
Lineage: Eukaryota; Metazoa; Chordata; Actinopteri; Cichliformes; Cichlidae
Gene: b3galt8
Product: beta-1,3-galactosyltransferase 8
Exons: 1
Coding region: 164-1123 (319 amino acids)
Cellular component (GO): Golgi membrane
Molecular function (GO): N-acetyl-beta-D-glucosaminide beta-(1,3)-galactosyltransferase activity
Source: RefSeq, a predicted model, not a curated record
AAGAAGAGACGAAGAAGAAGUGGCAGCUUGUAGGACAACUUUCUACUUCCCGGUCCUCCCAGCUGGGAAACUUGUUCCGUCUGGGAUCACGGGGGACCCAGGAUGAGGGGCCUGCUAUCGGACGCGUUAGGGAAAUAAAGAGAGGCUUAGACCAAUUUAGACCAUGCGGGCAACUUUCAUCCGGAGGCUGGUGAAGUUACUCAGCGCUGCCGCUGUGCUGGCCCUGACUGCGCAUAUCGUAGCGAGCUCACUGAGUAAACAGACGCCAGAGCCCAGCCCGCUUCCCCCGGAGGAGUACCGUCUCGUAGACCCUCAGACAUACCGCUACCUCCUCAAUCAGCCCAGUGUUUGCAGGCACAGGAGCCCCUUCCUAUUGUUCAUGGUACCCGUGGGGGCUGAGGACGCUGCGGCACGGGAGGCCAUCAGGAAAACGUGGAGCGCCUCUGGCCAGGACACCCUCACUCUGUUCUAUGUGGGAAUCCCACAGAGGCCACAGAUGUCGGCCCUCCAGCAGAAACUGGAGGAGGAGAGCAGGCAGCAUGCAGACAUCGUCCAGAUGAACUUUGUGGAUAAUUACCACAAUCUGACAGUCAAAACCAUGAUGAUGAUGAGGUGGCUGGCUAGUUACUGCCCCGGUGCGUCCUACGCCAUGAAGGUGGAUGCAGACAUCUUCGUUAAUGUCUUUUACCUGAUCCAGUGGCUGAGGAACUCCCCCAAGGAGAACUUCAUCACAGGGUCGGUGAUCCAGGAUGGCAGGCCACGGCGGGAGCCCAACAGCAAGUGGUACGUGUCAGAGGAGCUAUAUCCAGAGGAGAGCUUCCCCUCCUACGUGUCUGGAGCCGGUUACUUGUUCUCCGCUGACCUGGCAGCCAGGAUCUCCUGGGCCUCCAGGUUUGUGCGGGUCAUCCCUUUGGAGGAUGUCUAUGUGGGCUUGUGCUUGCGGAUGCUGGGUGUCAGGCCUGUGUACGCCUACAGCCUGCCGUUCUUCAGAAGCCUGUUCGAAAUCAAAAACCUGAAGUACGACAGGUGCACCUUCGCCAAGCUGAUCAUUGUUAAUGGCUUUAAGGCACCAAAGCUGCUGAGGGUUUGGCAGGACUUUGCCAAAGGCCACGAAAGAUGCUGAUCACAUUUACCUGGUGCCUUGCAGGCAAUUCUAAGGGAGUAAACCUGCUGCAAAGGAAAGAAGGCCAGCUGACACACAGAGGUUAGGGUGGCAAACAGCAUCAGCUAGUCAGUUGAUCAGUCUAUCAACAGAAAAAUAUCUUCUUGAAAACCUCUGUCCAGUUUAGACUCAUCCUCAUCAGUCUCCUUACUCAAUACUGAAUAUUUGGCUUGUAGCUAGCCACUAUUUUCAUAAACAGAAUUAUAGCAGAUAUGUUUUCAAAUGUACUAAUAAAAAGAAAAAUAGGAACAUUUUUGUAUUAACACUCAACUCAAAAGUUGAUCAAGUACUCAUUCAGGCUAAAAAAAACAAAACAAACCCUUUUGUGAUAAGUUAAUUGUUUAAUUUAUUUCUGUGCCAAAACUGAUCUACCUCCUUGGGCUAAGGCCACGUUAAGACACAGCUUUAAACCUUAGCUUCAGUUAGUAAGUCACGCAAGUCAUUUAAAAAAUGACUUGCCACCUUUUUUAUUUUGUGAUAUUCUUUUUUGACCCAAAAAAUAAUCAAAGAAUUGAAAAUGUGACCGAAUUUUCUGUUGUUUGACUCAUCAGUGGGCUCAACAUGUAUGUUACAGUCUCUUCCUUGAGCAAUCAACAGUUCUGUGAUCUUUGAAAGAAAAUGUGUAUUCACUGCAGUGCUUCAUCUUCUUUUACUGCUCCUAGCCUACGCCAAAGAAGUGCUUUUAUACCAAAGGUUCUUUGAAAGUAUUCUCCCGUUAGUGCCUGAUGGGUUUAGGGUCUAUGUGUACAUGGAGUCACAAAACCCAGCACAACACAGUACUUUUAUGCUUAGUUUUUGCUUCCUGUUUGAAUUGGCGACAGGAAGUUAUGGUAAGUCGCUCAGUUAAGACUCAUGGAUGCCCCCUCCUCUGAAGCUGCCCUUUUUAGAGUUCAGCAGCAAAAAAACAAAACAAAACAAAACACAUCAUUUCAAGAGAGCAAAGCUGUACUGACACACAUAUUUCUAAAGCAAAGCGUUCGGUGACUAGUCAUGUUGUCUGAAUUAACAUUUUGUUUUUGUGUGUUUGUCAGAUUUAGAUUAAGAUCAAAUCACGGUCCUCAGACCUGCACCGUGACGUUUGUUUGCACUGCAGAGAAAAAUACCAAAGAUGCCUCACCAGUGGCUCGUGCACUGCACUUUAAUACGGGUUUGUUGGAAUGAACGGUUUUUGCAUGAUUCUCGAUGUGUUAAACAAAAAUGUCCAAAUUGCACUCAUUACUUUAUACUGCAAUCAAGCUAUGUGUAUCCUGCAGCUUUUUUUGUCAGGGUCCCGUUUACUCAUGCAUAGUAGUCAUAAACGACAAACCAGCAGGUGGCAGUAGUGACUUGAAGAUGAGAAAUCAGGUUUACUGCUGGUGAUUUGUUGUGAUAACUGCAGGGUGUUACAGGGAUAAAAUGUUACCUGUGAGUUGGUUCAAUAUAAUUUUUGCCUGUCAAACAGGAAGCCUGAUCAUCCCUGUUUAAUAUUACUGCUGCUGCUCCUUUGGAGAGUUUGCCAGCCUUGACAAAUGCUGUUUCUAUUUAGCGUGUAUAAUUUUUAUAUAAAUAAAAGUUUUGGAAAAUGUGGAGUGGGGUGUUUGAGAUGUUAUGUGUGUUAAAUAGUGGAGGAAUUUUUCUAUUUUUGUUUUGGUGCAAUUAACAUUGUUAUAUGUUAUAUUAUUGCACAAAAUUUUUAAAUGUUUCCUUGUUUAACUCUAUUGGAUUUGUUUUGGCCAUAAUUUAUUAUUCUGACAAAAUAUGAAUUGAAUGUGAUUUAUUGCAAUUCAGAAUUAUAACAAGCCAUUUGGUGAAUAGAUUACAUGGGCCAUCACACCAUAACAGUAUCCUGGUAGUGAUAUUAGAAUAGGACCCUCUGGAGGCUAGACGCUGGUGGUGAUGAAGAUGGUGGCUCCGGUGACUAUGGGGUGCGGUUGAGGAGGGCUGAUCAAAUGAGAAUCUGAAAGACAGAAGAGCACAGAGAAUGGAGGCUUAUUGGCUCAGAGAAGAGGGGAAAGAAGUUGAUUGGACAAGAGCAGAGCUAUCAGCAUUGAGCCUGACAGCAUGGGGAAGUGGAAGUGGUCCAAAGAACAGACAUACAGCUAGAUUAAUGUUUUGGUUCUUAUAUAGCACAUUUCUAUUUAAUUUCAGCACUCAAAGUGCUUUCACGUCACUCACACACACAACAUUUAUCCAACAUUUAAACACGUUCUGGUGAAUGCAUCAGGGGCAACUCAGGGUUCAUAUCGACAGGAAGCACCAGAGAUCAGUUCCCUAACCUUUGGACUGCUACAUGAACCGCUUUACUGCCUGAGCCACAGCCACCUGAGAUGUGUGAUUACAGUUGUUCCCUAUUGAACCUGUGUAGCAGCUUCAUUUAUUAAACAUCCAUGUAUUCAGUUUUGUUUUUUUUCUCUUUUUGCUGUAACUAAAGAAUUUCUGAAUCUGUGUUACCCAGUAAUUAAAUGUGAUCUUUAUAUUUAUGGCAUUUUGAACGAGUUUAAAAAGUCACUACAAGUAGGUCUGAA